This is a messenger RNA of Jaculus jaculus (lesser Egyptian jerboa), 1240 nucleotides long. RefSeq names its product putative serine protease 45. The record is from RefSeq and is a predicted model, not a curated record. Lineage: Eukaryota; Metazoa; Chordata; Mammalia; Rodentia; Dipodidae. The transcript is spliced from 7 exons. Gene Ontology annotation, molecular function: serine-type endopeptidase activity. Gene Ontology annotation, biological process: proteolysis. Bases 1 to 1194 code for a protein of 397 amino acids.
AUGCCAAUGGUGGUGUGGACCCCCAUCAUCUCCAGUAACCUGCGUCACAGCCUUGCAGUGUUUGUCAUGCGCCUCUCCGAGACCCCGCGGCAGGUGGCGACCUGCGGGCCUCAUGGCUUCCUGGCUGAGCGGCCCGGGCGCUGCGCCCCGAGCCUGGGUCCUGACCUGCUGUGUGCUGGUGGUGCCUCCGAGCCGGGGGGGCUGGCCCCCCCCCCCUCCGCCCCAUCCCCGGGACCCUGCUCCGAGACCUUCCUGGUCUCCUUUCCUGUCACAGCGGCCUUCGGGUCCACAGCCAUCGCUCCAGACCUGACCCUGCCCUGCCACACCAACAUCGCUGGCUUGCCUGGGCAGGGCAGCAUGCCCCUUGUGCCAGUUUGCGGCAAGCCCUGGUGGCCAGAGAACUUGGAGGAGGCCCGCCAUUGGCCCUGGGAGGUGAGCCUGCGGACAGACAAGGAGCACGUGUGCGGAGGGGCCCUCAUUGCUCCCAGCUGGGUGGUGUCCGCCGCCCACUGCAUCCACGGCACCGAAGAGUACUCCGUGAUGCUGGGCACCAAUGAACUGCAGCCUCUGGACCCCAGAGGGGCAGUCUGGGUUGCCGUGAGUGACAUCAUUGUGCACCCCAGGCACUGGGGAUGGACCUUCCCUAUAGGUGACGUUGCUCUUCUCCAUCUUCAUACCCCUGUCACCUUCAGCAAGUACGUGCAGCCCAUCUGCCUCCCAGAGCCCAACCUCAACUUGAAGGUUGGGACAGAGUGCUGGGUGACUGGCUGGGGCCAGGCUAAGCGGCGCUUCUCAGCCAACACUACGCUGUUGCCAGAGCUGCGGGAGGCGCAGGUGUUCAUCAUGGACAACAAGAGGUGCAACCGGCUUUACCACAAGCCGUCCCCCCACCUCCGUAUUGCCUCCCUUAUCCUUGGGGACAUUGUCUGCGCCACCAACUAUGGGGAGAACUUGUGUUAUGGGGAUGCUGGGAGCCCGCUGGCCUGUGAAGUAGAAGGCAGGUGGAUUCUGGUGGGGAUACUGUCGUGGGAGAAAGCCUGCGCCAGACCCCAGAAUCCAGGCGUGUAUACCCGCCUCGCCAAAUACAGCAGGUGGAUCAAGAAGCAAGUGAGCCACGGAGUGCCCUCCGAGCCCUGUAGCUCCUUCUGGCUCCCGUUCCUGUCCUGGGUGUUGCAUUCCCCCAUGGGCCCGUGACUGUCCGCACCCCCAUUGCUCUUGCUGUCUUGGCCCUGCAAUGACC